UAUAAGAGACAAAUGAACAACGAAGUAGCAAAAGCCGAAUUCGUUGAAUGGGAAUGAGUGAUGUAUUAUGACAUUAUAAAGCCUUAAAUUAAUUCCUUUUGUUUAUCUGUCAACGGAAGUUUUUUAAGCACUUUGUCAACUAACAGUGAUUCCUGUAAAGUUAUGUGCAAAACCGGAAUUAGUGAACUACACUACGCAUGGAAUACGUCGUCGUGAAAGGUUACGCGGUUUGAGUUUGUGUAGACGUUCCGUAAGAAACAAAUAUGAGCAGCUCUGUGUUAAAUUUAAAUGUUGGUAUAUUAGGACACGUUGAUAGCGGUAAAACUUCACUGGCAAAGGCUCUGAGUACUACCGCAAGUACAGCAAGUUUUGAUAAAAACCCUGAGUCUCAAGUAAGAGGAAUCACUAUCGAUUUGGGCUUUAGUUCACUCCUACUUGAUAUGCCACAACAUUUAAAGAACUUGUGUUCAGAAGAAAAACUACAACUAACAUUGGUGGAUUGUCCUGGACACGCAUCAUUAAUUCGCACUAUAAUUGGAGGGGCACAGAUUAUUGAUUUGAUGAUUCUUGUAGUUGAUGUCACUAAAGGAAUGCAGACACAGACAGCUGAAUGCCUUGUUAUCGGUGAGGUGACCUGCCAGAAGAUGAUUGUGGUACUAAAUAAAACAGAUCUGCUGCCUGAAGGAAAACGGACAGCAUUGAUUGAUAAGAUGACAAAGAGAAUGAAGCUGACAUUAGCUAACUCAGUAUUUAAGGAUGCCCCUGUUGUGAGUGUUGCAGCAAAUCCUGGGGGCUCAGAAGGUGUACAGAGUUCUUUACCUGUAGGGUUGCAAGACCUCACGGAGACAUUACAGAAAUUUGCCUUUGUACCAGAACGUCACAUCUUGAGUCCAUUCCUUUUUGCGGUUGAUCACUGCUUUGGUGUUCGUGGCCAAGGCACUGUCAUGACGGGCACUGUGUUGCAAGGAGCUGUCAAUGUCAAUGAUACAGUCGAAAUACCAUCUGUGCACGUAACUAAGAAAGUGAAGUCACUGCAGAUGUUCAGGAGACCAGUAGAACGUGCAGUACAGGGCGAUCGAAUUGGCAUCUGCAUUUCUCAGUUUGACCCCAAUCAGCUGGAGCGAGGCAUAGUCUGUAUGCCUGGAUAUGUCCCAGCCAUUUCAUCAGCCAUCAUUUCUGUCCAGAAAAUAAAGUACUUCAAAGGAAGUUUGAGUACAAAAGCAAAGUUCCAUAUUAGCAUAGGCCAUGAAACAGUAAUGGCAAAGUUAUCAUUCUUCAGUUUGUUGCAAGAUUCUAGGAACACAGCCAAUGAUAAUUCCUUUGAUUUUGAUAAAGAAUACAAGUUUCAAGAAGAACUGUUGUUUGACUCACAGAAGGAUGACACAAGUAUAACAGCAAAAGAAAUGCCAGUUAAGCAGUUCGCUUUGCUUGAAUUUGAGAAGCCUGUACUAGCAUUUCCUAACUGUCUCAUUAUAGGAUCAAAAUUGGACACUGAUAUUCACACGAACACCUGCAGACUAGCAUUCUGGGGACAUCUGUUGGAAGGCAUUGAAGAUAAGAGUUACUCAUCAACUGUGUUGCCGAGACUAAAGAUUUAUAAGGAGAAAUGCAAAAGUGGAAUCAUUGACAGGGCAUCAAAUCAGUAUGAAGUGAUCGGAAAGAACAUGUUUAAAAAAGAAACCAACAUUCAAUUGUUUGUGGGGUUACAAGUUGAACUAUCAACAGGAGAAACGGGAAUUAUUGAAAGUUCAUUUGGACAAAGUGGAAAAGUAAAAAUACGUAUUCCAGAUGGGCUGAAUGAAUCAACGUACGAGCUGCUGUCUGGUAUGACCAAGAGGAAGGGAAAGCAGACACAACCCCAGAACACUUCACCAGAUCCUGAACCCAUAAAAAUAGCGCUGCACUUCAAAAGAUAUAUUUAUGACCCGAAGAAGAAAAUGGUCCAGUCAUAGCUGUGACAACGGAAACUCUUUAGUCAAUUAAAUAAUGACUCCAUUAAUGUACAUUUCGUAGAUACACAAAUUUGUCUGUAU
Messenger RNA from Cryptotermes secundus, 2033 nucleotides. RefSeq names its product selenocysteine-specific elongation factor (gene eEFSec). Gene Ontology annotation, molecular function: GTP binding; GTPase activity; translation elongation factor activity. Gene Ontology annotation, biological process: selenocysteine incorporation. The record is from RefSeq and is a predicted model, not a curated record. The coding region runs from base 264 to 1952 and encodes 562 amino acids. NCBI's taxonomy places the organism in Eukaryota, Metazoa, Arthropoda, Insecta, Blattodea, Kalotermitidae. The transcript is spliced from 6 exons.